CGGAAGUAAUCGCUCAUCGUAUCGUGCGUAUAGUAGCGAGUUCGUCAUCUUACCUGUUCCGAUUUCUGGCCACUCUCAUACACCUGAUUUAAUCUGAAAUUUAGUUUGCUAUUUGUAUUAAAAGUUUUUAUUUUGCUAAAUUUAUGAAUCAUGGCCAAAUGGGGUGAAGGCGAUCCACGAUGGUUAGUCGAAGAGCGCCCUGAUGCUAAAAAUGUGAAUAAUUGGCAUUGGACUGAAAAAAAUGCUGCAAAUUGGUCAAAAGAAAAACUUAAAGAACUGUUUACUAAUGUAAAAGUUGAAACUGAUUUUGCUGCUUGCACAAUCACAGAGGUUGUAAAAUGUGAAGGUGAUGCUGUAGUAAACAAUCGCAAAGCUAAACUUAUAUUUUUUUAUGAAUGGGCCUUAGAGAUGAAGUGGAAUGGUGCCUUAAUAAAUGGUGAUACAGAAGGAAAAGGAACUAUUGUAAUACCAAAUUUGAGUGAAGAACAUGAAAUAAAGGAUGUUGAUGUGAUUGUACAUUUGGAAACAUCUGGUCCAGAGUCUGAAAUUUUGAAAGACGUAAUGAAGACAACAGGACUUGAUAUUAUGCGGGAACGUCUUAGUGGUUAUGUAAUUGCAUUAAAAGAAGAGUUUUCAAAAGGACUGAUUCUUCCUACUAAAGAAGGAGGUCCAUCUGAUGAAUCAAAGAGUAAUAUUAAAAAUGAGGCGAUUGGAUUAACUGCUGUUAAAGGUGCUUCAAAUUAUGAGACAUCCUUCGAAACCUGUGAUUUUAGGUCUACUGAAACUUUUAAAUGUACUGCUGAAGAAUUCUACAAUGCAAUGACUAUUAAAGAAUUAGUGCAAGCUUUUACUCAAGGAAACUGUGUUGUUAAAGCAGAAAAAAAUGAAUCUUUUGAGUUAUUUGAUGGAAAUGUUCAAGGCAAUUUUGUUCAAUUGGUUCCAAAUAAAUUCAUUCAAAUGACUUGGAGAUUUAAAACUUGGCCUGCUGAUCAUUAUUCUACAGUCAGAAUAGAUAUUGAUCAAAAAUUAGAUUGCACGGAAAUAAAAUUUCAGCAGUUAGGGAUUCCGAAGAAGGAGUUGGAAAAUACUAGAGAAGGUUGGAAGAGAUUUUAUUGGGAUAGCAUGAAAAGAACUUUAGGAUUUGGAGCACCUCUAUUUUAAUAUGCAGGCUAUUUCAUUGUUAUUUAAAGCAUCUGCGGUUUAGAAGAUAUUGUUUUGAUUUUGUUUCAGUUAAAAUUUAUUUUAUUGCAAACUUUGAUUUGCUACAAAAAAUACAGUGAAAUCUCUUUAUAGCAAAGUCUUACAUAAAUUUCUCUCUGUAUAUUGUCUUAACUAUGUUAAUGAAUAAAUGAAUGCUAUUACCUCAAAUUAUUCGUAAUAAACAUUUUAUAAAGAACUAUACCACAAGGAACUUUUUUAAAUAGUAAUCUGCCAAAAACUAUUUUAAUAUGAAUGAAUGUAAGCUAUAGAGUCACGGUUGUCAUAGGCUAGUUAAAUGUGACUUAUUACUACCUUUUUGACUUUCGAAGACUUUCAAGCAAAAUCUUUCUGAAAAGCAUCUUUUUCAAUACGGCUACUUUUUCUCUAGACCCCUCACCAACGCAAAUUUUCAUUCGAAAAUACUCAAGAUUCUUUUCACACUUUUUAUCUCUUAUUUGUUAUUUUGAAGCUCAUUAUUCUUUAUUUUUAUUGCAUUUAAACAGCAAUCAGGGAGCAGCUUAAAUGAUGCAAAAACCUUAUCUCUACUUUUGUUUUUGAGUGAAAAGUAGUUUGCUGAAUAACCAUAGCAGCUAAGUUCUCAUUUUUUUCUUACUCCAAGAACCCAAUUUUUGUGUGGAAAAAUUUCUUUUUUUUUUUUUUUUUUGAUAUGAUAUUCAUAUUUAAAAAGAACAUGCACAACCCAGAAACAAAGUAUGGAUCAAAAAUGUCCUUCUGUAUUGAAAAAAUAAAUAAAUAUGAUCAACUAUUUACUUCUAAAAUGUUCCGACUUUGAGAUUUUUUCUAUUUUUCUCUGUUUUGUACACUAACAGAAAUUUUCAAAAGUUAAAAAAUGUAAAGCCUUCUCUUGUUUCGCAAGUUUUAACAUGAAGAAAAAGAAAUACAACAGAAAAAAAGUUAGAGUUUUUGAACUUUGAUUUAUAAAAAAGAUCGUUUAGAAAAAUUAAUUGUACAGGUUAUGUUUCUGAGCUACACUUGAUAUUUUGAAAAGUUCUAACAAGAAACAAUUCUAAGGAAAGUUACUUUGUCUAUGAAAAACGAAACAAUCAUACACCAUUUUAUUUCAAUAAAUGAAUAGUUAAAAUCUUCCUACCUUUAGAAAUGAAUAAAAAAAAACUAUUAAUUACAAAUUAUAAAUGAAAUUUGUUCGCCAAGUUUUGGCUGUUAUGCAAAUAUGAACUCUAACUGAAAAUACCCAUUAUUUUCAAAAUAAAACUCAAUUACCAACAAAAUUACAGGUAAAAUUAUCUAAUUUUUUUCUUCAUACUUUAAAACAAUACAAUUCACUUACUUGUUAAGACAAACUUGAUAUUAUGUACUAUUUCCUGUCAUGAGUUUUUCCAAUCUCUUCAUGAAUUCAUGUUCUAUAACUAUCAAAAUAAAUAAACCAUGAAACAUUGCCUCUGGUGGAUGCAUCAAGCGGACUCUAGAGCUACUCUUGCGCCCAAUAUGGACAAUGUCUGUAGUUUUCCAGUUAUAUUGAUUAACAGGGAUAUUUUAUAAAUUCUCAUGGCCACCAGAAAAGAAGCCUAAGCGUUAUCUAGUACACCCAUAUGGUUCUGGUUUUGAUCGAAAGUAGUUUAUUUAUGCAAUAAAAAUAAAAUUCCUUCAAUUUGUUCAUUAUAUCAUUUCUUUAAUCAUAUGAGCUACUUUUUUUUUUUUUUUUUUUUUUUGAAAGUUUUAGGCCUUUUUUUUUUUUUUUUUUACACUUUCCCUGUGGCAACCCUGUUGAUUCAAAAAGAUUAAGUGGUCAGAACGUGUUAGCAUAGGUGCCUUUUAGGGUAGAUUUUCUUUAAGAAUCUUGGCAUUGCACAGAUUUAGUAUUAUGCUACUUUCUUUUAAUUGCACGGGAAAAAAAUUGAUAUUUCAAGCUAUACAUUUGCUAAAUAUAUUUGUCCUUUUUUUUGCUAUGCAUGUGAAGCAUUUUAUAUUGUUAAAAAUCGUACUAAGAGAGAUUUCACUGUACUGUAGCAAAAAUUAAGCUAAAAGUACAAAUACAUUUUCAUCAGGUAAUAUUUUCCAUCUUUGUGCAAGAAGCACUCAGUUGGUACACUGAUAUAUAGAUCCUUAAUAAGUAUACAAUUAAAAUUUUGCUUUUAUUGUACCAAAGAUUUAUGCUUUUUCUCUCUUUGAAAGUAUGUGAUUCUUGAUUCUGUUGUAUUCCAUUUGUUCAUGUAUCAUUUUUUUAUAAUAAAAGUUUUC
This is a messenger RNA of Uloborus diversus, 3420 nucleotides long. RefSeq names its product activator of 90 kDa heat shock protein ATPase homolog 1-like. NCBI's taxonomy places the organism in Eukaryota, Metazoa, Arthropoda, Arachnida, Araneae, Uloboridae. Bases 151 to 1161 code for a protein of 336 amino acids. The record is from RefSeq and is a predicted model, not a curated record. Gene Ontology annotation, cellular component: cytosol. The transcript is spliced from 9 exons. Gene Ontology annotation, molecular function: ATPase activator activity; protein-folding chaperone binding. Gene Ontology annotation, biological process: positive regulation of ATP-dependent activity; protein folding.